CAAAAGCAAAUAUUCUUUACAAUGGCGUCUUCUGCAUGAGCUCUCUUUCACUGUUGCCGUGUAUAGAGCUCUCUCUCGCAUCUCUUGAAGUCGACGAAAAUGCAAAAGAAGAGUUGGUCGUCGACGAAUCGAGCCAACGCACACACAAGAGAAUUGCAGAGUCCUUAUCGUCAGAUCAGCCCCUGGGCCAAGCAGAGAGUGAAAGCAAGCGAUAGAGCUCACGAUUGCGUAUACAUGGACUCUUCCCGCUGACCACCUCAUCCACUUGGCUCGAGGAAGACGUCGAGGAUCAUGAUGUAAUAUAUAAAUAAACACACACAAACUCUUGCACCCACCCGAGCUACAAGGACACAUUAUCUGGACAAGAGCAGAGCAAAGGCUAUACUGCCAGCAAGGCUCUAGGCUCUUUACUUUGCAGAGGCUGACCUUGGUUUUUCUUCACGAGUAACACCCAGAGUAUCAGGUUGGCGCCAAACGAGGGCAGCAAAAUGUCGAAGAGACCGGCCGACAGCGCGGACUCGGGCUGCCAGCCACCUAUCAAGAAGGUCCAGUUCGAGCCCAUGAUCAUUGGACCCAUAUCCACCCUUGAAGAGAUGGAUAUGAAGGUUCUGCAGUUUCAGAACAAGAAACUGGCUCAGAGGUUAGAUCAAAGACAGCGUCUGGAAAUCGAGUUAAGGCAAAGAAUAGAACAAUUAGAAAAACGACAAACUCAGGAUGAUGCAGUGCUAAACGUAGUCAAUAGGUAUUGGAAUCAAUUAAACGAGGAUAUUCGUGUAUUGCUACAAAGGUUUGAUGCAGAAACAGCAGAUGAGUCUGAAAAUAAAAAUGAGAGUGAAGCCACGACUUCUUUUCUCAUGCAAUUGUCUUCCUGGGAUAAAGAGGAGUUGGAUGAUAAACUUGCAAACCGCGUUCAAGUGUCGAAACGAGCGGUUUCGAAAGUUGUACAGGCAUUUGAUAGGCUUUCCCAAAGAAAUGAAAAAAUCACGCUUGCUCUCAAAGGAGAGUUCAAUGAAGAAGCACCCAACAUCGAUGAAGUGGUAAAAAAAGCAAAUGUUGAAAUUCAAAUGGAAAACAGAAAUUUACAAGCGCUAAACCUCCAACUGCAUGAAAAGUAUCAUACAAUUUCACUAAAAAUGUCGGAAUUGCAAGAUACAAUUACUGCCAAAGAUACAUUAGCUGCUGAACUUCGAAAUCAAGUAGAUGAUUUACAGUACGAGUUGAAUAAAGUGCGAUCAAGAAACGAUAAAUUAGAACAUCAUCUUGGUGAUGCGAUUGAAAAGUUGAAAGCAUUCCAACAAAUUCAUGGUUCAGAUGAAAAAGGAUGUGUCAAGUCUAACGCUAUAGUUGCAACAAGUGUGUCGCAAACUAAGUUGGAAGAUUUACAAAGGGAACUGGAAGAAACUCGUGAGUUGUCUAAUAACAGAUUGCAAGAGUUGGAUAAAUUACAUCAACAACAUCGUGAUACAUUAAAAGAAGUAGAAAAGUUGAAGAUGGAUAUCCGUCAAUUGCCUGAAUCCGUUAUUGUCGAGACAACAGAAUACAAGUGUUUACAAUCCCAAUUCUCAGUUUUGUAUAAUGAGUCAAUGCAAUUGAAAACUCAAUUAGAUGAAGCUCGUCAACAACUUCAAUCAAGCAAAAACGCUCAUCUACGUCACAUAGAGAUGAUGGAAAGUGAAGAACUGAUGGCACAAAAGAAACUAAGAGGCGAAUGUAUACAAUUAGAGGAUGUUCUAGCGCAGUUGAGGAAAGAGUAUGAAAUGCUUCGCAUCGAGUUUGAACAGAAUUUAGCUGCUAAUGAACAAACUGGCCCAAUUAAUAGAGAAAUGCGACAUCUCAUUACUUCAUUACAAAAUCACAACCAACAGUUGAAAGGUGAAGUUCAUCGAUAUAAACGUAAAUACAAGGAGAUUUCUGCUGAAGUUCCAAGAUUGAAAAAAGAGGUGGAAGAAUUGACAACUAAACUUGGUCAACAAAUGGCUCAAGAAAAUAAAGAAGGUAACAAUUCUGAUGGAAGUGGAAAAGAAGAAGAUGCUUCAAAUUCUCUGCCAGGGCAGAUUAAAGAAGAAGGGGGUAUUAAAAAGGAAAGAGCAGAUGAAGAUGGAGACAAUGAAGGAGGUGAAGGAGAAAAAGGAAAUUCCGAACACGCUCUUUCAUCCCCGACUAUCAAAAAAGAGAAAGAUAUUAAACGUGAAAAGGAUAUUAAAAAAGAAUCAGUCAAAACGGAACACCGCGAUCCAAUGCAUAGAUCUAAAGAUGCAAAAGCUGCUGAGUCGGAAAUAGUCAGGGAUCUCAAGGCGCAACUCAAAAAGGCUGUGAACGAAAUGAAAGAAUUGAAACUACUGUUAGACAUGUACAAAAGCAUCGGCAAAGAGCAACGUGAUAAAGCUCAGCUCAUGGCUGCUGAGCGCAAAACAAGAGCAGAGUUAGAGGACAUGAGGCAACAGCUCAAAAAAAUACAAGUACAGAUUGAAAGCAAACGCGAAGAACGAAAGAAACUUGCCGACGAGGAUGCUCAACUGAAGAUCAAAAAGCUUGAGGAGCAAGCAUACGCACUACAAAGACAGGUGGCUACUCAAAAACAGAACGACGCAUGGUUGCAGGAGGAAGAGGCUCUCCUCAACGAGAUGGAGGUCACGGGUCAAGCUUUCGAGGAUAUGCAAGAGCAAAAUUCUAGGCUAAUACAACAAUUACGUGAGAAGGACGACGCCAACUUUAAAUUGAUGACAGAGAGGAUCAAGAGCAACCAGUUGCACAAGCUGGCAAGAGAGGAAAAGGAUGUCUUGAAGGAACAAGUGUCGACGCUGACCACCCAAGUUGAGGCGGCCAACUUGGUUGUGAGAAAGUUGGAGGAAAAAGAGCGUUUGCUGCAGAAUUCACUGGCUACCGUGGAGAAAGAAUUGGCAUUGCGUCAGCAGGCUAUGGAGAUGCACAAAAGAAAAGCCAUUGAAAGCGCGCAAUCUGCCGCAGAUCUCAAACUUCAUCUUGAAAAGUACCAUUCACAAAUGAAAGAGGCUCAGCAAGUUGUAGCCGAGAAAACAAGUUCCUUGGAAGCUGAAGCAUACAAAACAAAAAGAUUACAAGAAGAAAUAGCGCAACUCAGACGGAAAGUUGAGAGAAUGAAAAAGAUAGAAUUGGCUGAGACUGUAGAUGAAGUAAUGGCUGAAGAACUUCGUGAAUACAAAGAAACGUUAACAUGCCCCUCUUGUAAAGUAAAGCGAAAAGACGCAGUACUUACAAAGUGCUUCCACGUCUUCUGUUGGGAUUGUCUACGUACUCGUUACGAAACUCGGCAGCGAAAGUGUCCCAAGUGCAACUGCGCCUUUGGAGCUAACGAUUAUCAUCGGCUCUACCUGUCGACCUGAAGAAGGAGGCAUUAAGUUGCUUAAGAAAACAAUGUACGCGAAGUACUUCGCCUUCAAAAACGAUCGCAAUUUUAACAAUGGAAUUAUCGAAGAGCACUUCAUUUUUUUUUGUACUUUUGUUACUGAAAAAUGUAAACGUUUUCCUCGAAAUAGUGUGAAUUGUGUAAUAUGUAUAUAAAAGCAUAAAAGACUAAAACUUAGGUGUAUUAUGAAGAAGUGCGAUGCAUGUAUAGAUAUAACAUAUUACAGUGAAUUUAAAUCGACGAAUUUCAGUGUUACUGAAAGUUUAAUGAUGUAAGCAUCGUACAUUUUUUUUUGCUGAAUUAACUUUAAAAAAUUAACACACGCGAAGGUAUAGUUAUUUCUGAUUGUAAAAAUGUAGUUAGUUUUUCCAAUUUAACUUUUUUUUUUAUUUUUAUCACACGUAAGCACUUACGUAUCAAACAAUUUUGUGCUUACAGUUUUAAUCUGUCCAAUGAAAUAUAUUUUUUUUUAAACAACCUUUUAUUUUUUAAGUAAAUUAUUUUUUGCUACGUGAAUAUUAGAAAUAUUUACAAAUACAAUCGUGUAAAUAAAUACAUGCAAAUAUAUAAACUCGUGACUGUUGUCUAUGAAUAGUCUUGAACUGUAAGGUAGUCUUUUUAACUACUCAAGAUAUGUACAUCAACUUUGCAUUAUAGAAAAUGUGCAAAAAAGUACGAUGCUGUGAUCAAGCAUAAUAAUACUUAUCAAAUUUACAUUGCUUUGGAUACAUUCAAAUCUCUUUUUACGUAAAUUGGAUAAAUCUUUAACUAUUUAUAAUCCUUUCAAAAGGGAGGUUUCGAAAUAACUAUAAAUUCAUUUUUACUAGUUCCAUGUAUUAAUAUAAAUUACAUG
This is a messenger RNA of Copidosoma floridanum, 4238 nucleotides long. RefSeq names its product E3 ubiquitin-protein ligase Bre1 (gene Bre1). The record is from RefSeq and is a predicted model, not a curated record. Gene Ontology annotation, cellular component: nucleus; HULC complex. Gene Ontology annotation, molecular function: metal ion binding; ubiquitin protein ligase activity. Lineage: Eukaryota; Metazoa; Arthropoda; Insecta; Hymenoptera; Encyrtidae.